CACAGCCUCAGAAAUUCGCUUGAUUACACGUCUGACAUUCGUUCACUGUUCACCCUCGAGCGAAACGCACCCGCUUUCCAGCACAGUCGUCGAGCACUUCCGAGAUCAUGGACUCCUUUCUGAAGAAAGCUGCAGAGCAGGUCGCCGCAGCCUCUGACAAGGCCGCACAGGCCGCUGAGGCGAAGAUCGGUGCGAGCGGGGCAGAGCAGGUGAAGAAGUAUGGGCACGAGGCCGCAGACAAGAUUGCCCACAUCAACCCAGCGGACCUGGAGGGCCAGCUGAAGUCCUACGGAGUCAACAUUCCAGGCCUGGGCAGCUCUGGCACCACCAAUGCCACCACAGCUGGAAAGGCUGCCGUGCCAACUUCUGCGAAUGCCACCACUGGCGGCGUAGUCACCAAGCUGGCCGCAGCUCCCGAGGCAACUCCUGACGCGCCGGCUGCUGCGGCGACGCCCGCCACCGAGCCGGCCGCCACCCCGGCCGCUGCCGUCGACCCGGCCGCGCCGGCCACCGGCACUCACUAGCGCGCCAAAUUGCCGGCCGCCUCGAACAGUGGAGACAUGGUACUGUGCGUGUUUGAGACAGGGUGAUAGGACGGCGUUUACCAGAGCUAAUGAUCUCUGAAUUGCUAAUGGCGCCUUGUCACUGUGGACCCAUGUCGCCUGCGUGAGGUGUCUGUGGAGGGCGCCAUUUGCUUUCGCUGGCAGACCUGACAGAAAUGAUGUCAACGAGGUCCUGAGGGACACAAAUUGUUUGCCAUAGUUUGAGGGGGGAGAGCGAGCCGCAAAAUU
Messenger RNA from Coccomyxa subellipsoidea C-169, 791 nucleotides. RefSeq lists its product as hypothetical. Bases 108 to 524 code for a protein of 138 amino acids. The record is from RefSeq and is a predicted model, not a curated record. Lineage: Eukaryota; Viridiplantae; Chlorophyta; Trebouxiophyceae; Coccomyxaceae. The transcript is spliced from 5 exons.